UUCAUUUUAGAUUUACUUUUUCAUAAAUUUUGCUCCUUUACACUUGUUGCUUCUUAAUGCAAAAUGAUUCAUUUGGAUUCGUUAGUUUCAGCUUCUGUUUUCUAAUUCUUUUCCACAAUGUGCAGAACACGAUGAUUUUUUUUUUUUCUAUUUUCAGUCCAGUGAACAAUACUAAUAGCUUCAAAGAUAAAAGCUUUUCCUUUUAAAUUGCGCCUGAGAUGUCAGCGGUGGAAGAAAUUGGAGCAAAUGAUGAAAGCAGAGACAGAAGGUCAGAUUUUGACAACUCUGAGGAUGAGAGAAGGAGAUCAAAAAUUGGGAAUCUGAAAAAGAAGGCUAUAAAUGCAUCCAACAAGAUUACUCAUUCUCUUAAGAAAAGGGGGAAGAGGAAAAUCGAUUACAGGGUCCCUUCUGUAUCCAUUGAGGAUGUCAGGGAUGCAAAAGAGGAGAGUGCUGUUCAUGAAUUGCGUCAAAAACUUCUUCUUAAGGAUUUGUUGCCUUCUAGGCAUGAUGAUUAUCAUACUUUGUUGAGAUUCUUGAAAGCUAGAGAGUUUAACAUUGAAAAAACAAUCCAGAUGUGGGAAGAAAUGCUUAAGUGGAGGAAAGAGUUCGGAACAGACACCAUUUUGCAGGAUUUUGAGUUUGAAGAGCUGGAAGAAGUAUUGCAAUACUAUCCCCAAGGGUACCAUGGAGUUGACAAGGAAGGGAGACCUGUUUACAUUGAGCGGCUAGGGAAAGCCCAUCCAAGUAGGCUCAUGCGUAUCACCACCAUAGAUCGGUAUUUGAAGUACCAUGUCCAAGAGUUUGAGAGAGCUCUGUUGGAGAAAUUCCCUGCUUGUUCGGUUGCAGCAAAGCGACAAAUCUGUUCAACAACUACUAUAUUGGAUGUACAAGGACUGGGCAUGAAGAAUUUUAGCAGGACUGCUGCAAAUCUUUUGGGUGCCAUGAGUAAAAUAGACAACAGUUAUUACCCUGAGACGUUGUACAGAAUGUACAUAGUCAAUGCUGGUCCUGGAUUCAAAAAGAUGCUUUGGCCUGCUGCUCAAAAAUUUCUUGAUGCAAAGACUAUCGGAAAGAUAACUGUUUUGGAGCCCAAAUCUCUGGGUAGGCUACUGGAGAUCAUUGAUGCUAGUCAGUUGCCAGACUUCUUAGGAGGGUCGUGUGCUUGCUCUACAGAUGGAGGUUGUCUUAGAUCCAAUAAAGGUCCAUGGAAUGAUCCAGAGAUAAUGAAGCUUGUAUAUGAUGCGGAAGCGACAUUUGUGAGGCAAAUCACCAGAGUAUCUAAUGAUCAGCAUAAAUAUGACUCUUAUGUUCAGAUAAGGCCAUUAAAGGGAAGGAUUACUGACACAUCAACAACAGAGUCUGGGUCAGAUAUUGAUGUCCAAUGUUCUCCAAUUGGACGAAGAAGCUCUGCAUUUCCUUCUUUGGCACCAGUUCGUGAAGAAGUGAGGGUAUCAGAUCCAAAUGCUGACUAUAGUUGUGAUGAUAGUUUCCCUUUCGCGGAGAAAACUAUAGACAGUGACCAAGGACUGCUGUAUUCCAUGGAUCCAUUGCCUACUUCUAGUAACGUGGAUAGCCAAUCUCAUCAACGAGCAUCUUCUUUUUAUUUGGAAGGAACUUCAAUAAUCCAUUGGUUUGACACUGUCAAGGAAAAGUUUGGGAGAAAGAAUAUUCAUUCUGUGGGGCAAAUGCUUAUAGCUUUAUUUGUCAGACUAGCUGCCUUUAUUUGUACUGUUCUAUUUGAAUUUUGGAGAAAGCCAAACAAUAUUCAUCCUUUGAAUAUGACGGAAUCCAACAUGAAUAGCCAUUCAAAUUCAGUAGCACCAGAAGCUGUUAACAAAGAUCAUGUUCAUCCAUGUAUAGAACGUCUUCAGAAACUGGAGAAUGCAUUUGAGGAACUUAGCAACAAGCCUGCUGGAAUUCCCAUAGAAAAGGAGAAAAUGCUUAUGGAAUCUCUGGACCGGAUCAAAUCUGUUGAGUUUGACCUUGAGAAAACAAAGCGAAUUCUACAUGCUACAGUAAUGAAGCAACUUGAGAUUGCAGAGUUGCUGGAAAAUAUACGUGAGUCCAGACGUCGUGUAAGUUCCAUUCUUCAUAAAAUAGUAUAUUCUACAGUGUUGCAAUCUUGAGCAUGAUCCUGUAUUCGGUCUUUAGGAGGUUGCAUGUCUUUAGUACAAUAUCCUGUGAUAGGGGCAGCCAAAAGAAGGGAUAAGUAAUAAGUGAAGCCAUUGCAUUGUUGACUUUACACCAAAUGAAAAGGAAUUCAAUACCUACUUUGCUUUAACUUUCUAUUUGCGAAAGGCAAAGCAUGUAGCUAAUCUGCUUAUGAAAAAGAAAAAUGUUAGAAGUGUAUGAAAUAUGAGCUAUAGCCUCUAGCCAUGCUUUAGAGUUUCAAAUGCCGAUUUAUUCUGUGAGGAGUGAUAUGGUUGUUGGCAUACUUGUUACAGCAACGAAGAUUAUUCUGUUGAUUGACCGUUGUAGACAGAGUAAAGCUAAUAGGAGAUUUAUGCAGACAAAGUACGUCAUCUGUGACUAUCUUCGUUCGCGGCACGUGGACAUUUUCUUUUUAGCUUUCUUCAUCCCCUUUUAACUCCUAUCACAUAGCUAAAGUUACAUUUGAGCUGUACGGUUUUUUUUUCUAAAUCACAGCUUUGAAAUAGUGUAGAAAAAAAAAAAAAGUGAAAUGGAUCUUAUUACUUACAAUGCGGCAUCGCAUUUUUUAAAAUUUUUAUUGGAAUGACUGUGGCCAUGUCCUACUUAAUGUAAA
Durio zibethinus is the source of this 2764-nucleotide messenger RNA. NCBI's taxonomy places the organism in Eukaryota, Viridiplantae, Streptophyta, Magnoliopsida, Malvales, Malvaceae. The record is from RefSeq and is a predicted model, not a curated record.